UAAAGGUUUAAUCAGUAUCAGUAAUAUAACCAAUCAUGAUUGUACACUUAAACGAUUUAGCUUGAAACCAAUAAAAAAAUUGUUUAACGUAUUAUUAAAAAUUUUAAGCUGAGUUGGUAACCACCUCCGUAUAUAAAGGUUAUCUAUGGUUUUCACAGUACGCUUAUUCAGUCGUUCAAUGAGUAAAGUGAGGUGUGGAAUAGCGCAAAUCAUGAGGUUUGUCAGGUGCUAAAUCAUAAUAACAAAAAAAAUUUACAUCAUAAUGUAAAUUCUAUUGUUAAAAAAGCAAGAUCAAAAUGCCGGUAUUAAAUCACUAUAAGAUUGUGUACAUUUUAAUACAUACUUUAUACACAAUAUUUUAUUAUCUCUGGAGAUUAUCUGUUUUUAUAUCGAAAUUAGCAAUUAGGAUUAUAUAUUCCAAUUUUAAUCACAAUGAUAGACCUGACCAGUUACAGAAAAGACUGUUUAAUUUAUCAAAAAAGCCUCUACAUUUAACUAUAAUACUGGAUUUAGAAGAGUAUUCACUAUAUGAUUUAGCUAAUCUUAUAUUUUGGUGCCUAACUGCUGGAAUUCCAUUUAUUAGUUUUUAUGAUGAUAAAGGUAAUUUAAAAAAGCAAGAAGAACACUUACAGCAAAUAGUGAAUUUUAAUAAACUAGAUAACUGCAACAUAAUAUGGCACACUCAAUCGGGAAUGCAGCAUAAAAAUGGUUUUACAGGCCAUAAAAUUCAUGUUAAAAUCUUAACAGAAGAAGAUGGAAGACAGUGUAUAGUUAAACUCAUAAGGACCUUUGCAUUAAGCAAAGAAAUAGACAUUAAUACAGAAAUUAUCAGUGACUAUCUUUUAAAACAAUAUGAAUUUCCAGAUCCUGAUAUGGCUCUAAUAUUUAGUAAAAAAUUUAAUAUUUCUAAGUAUCCACCAUGGCAGUUAAGAUUAACUGAAUUUUUCAAAGUUGAUGCCAUUAAGAAUGUCAACUUUUCUAUAUUUUUGAAAAAUUUAGAGAAGUACAGUAAAUGUGAACAAAGAGUGGGGAAAUGAUGGUUUCCAAAUAUAUUGUUUUGUUUUUCAUUAUAUUUAUAAAAAUUAAAUAAAUACUUUCAACUUAAUAGAAAA
Diorhabda sublineata is the source of this 1112-nucleotide messenger RNA. RefSeq lists its product as uncharacterized. The transcript is spliced from 2 exons. The record is from RefSeq and is a predicted model, not a curated record. The coding region runs from base 297 to 1037 and encodes 246 amino acids. Gene Ontology annotation, cellular component: endoplasmic reticulum membrane; dehydrodolichyl diphosphate synthase complex. Lineage: Eukaryota; Metazoa; Arthropoda; Insecta; Coleoptera; Chrysomelidae. Gene Ontology annotation, molecular function: ditrans,polycis-polyprenyl diphosphate synthase [(2E,6E)-farnesyl diphosphate specific] activity.